AUGACAUUUUGGAUAGCAACAGAACAAAAAAAUAUUUAUGCUUCAGAGCCUCAAAAGAAGCCUAAAGGUGUAAAAAAUAUGAAAAAGAGAAAAACUCCGAAGAAAUUAAUAAAAAACUUUUAUCCCCGUUGUAGAGGAUGAGGGGUAGGCUAUUGGCGCAAAAUGAGAUGGGAGUAUAAUGGAUGAGACUCCUCACACUUUAUGGAUUUCGGUUCUCACUUAAGUUAUGGGGAAAAUGCUGAAAAAGAAAUUAAAAAUGCCCGAGCAAAAAUAGAAGAAAAUAAGGAUUUGGAGCAAAAACUUACAGAAAUAAAAGAGUCUAAUAAAGAAAAGAAACUUGAUAAGACCUUAACAUUUAAUGAAGAUAGUCAAUAUCCCUAUAUAAAUUUCUUUAUUGAGCAAAAUGCAAUGGACAGUUGAACGACCAAGACAGACUCUUUCAAAUGGAUGAGCUGGAUCUUAUAAAGGUAAGCGUUGAAAAGUGGCACACCAAAAAUGGUUGACAAGUGUGAAAAAAGUUGAUAAGUAGCGCGUGCAGUUUUUAAGUGGCUUUUUAUUAACUUGAUUUUAAAUUUAAGAUACUCUUUUUAGACUGGAUAUAAAUAUAAAACAUCUUCCCAAGUGAAAGGGGCAACUAAGAGGUUUUAUUAAAAGGUGCUGAAGCAGAGACCUGGAAGGAAGUUAAAAGAAGGGGCCGGAUUGGGACCAUUGCGUCAGCCAAGGAUAUACCAGGAUUUUGCCCUCCCUCCUGAGCUAUUAAAACCUGCUAUUAUAUAGCUAAAUAUGUUUCAAGCAGGCUAUAGAAGGCCAAUUCCCCAUAUUUGAUUUUGAAAGUUGAUAAGGCAAAAAAAUAUAAAAGGCGAGGGGAAUAUUUAGAUAUUUAUAAGUUUAAGCUGUCAACCAUUGAAGAUACUAUGCUGGAAAUAAUGUCAAAGAUAUAA
Messenger RNA from Blepharisma stoltei, 941 nucleotides. The record is from the annotation of a GenBank genome assembly. NCBI's taxonomy places the organism in Eukaryota, Ciliophora, Heterotrichea, Heterotrichida, Blepharismidae.